AUGGCCACGACGGUGGUGGCGGACAGCAUCGACAAUGACACUCGAGGUUGGAUUAUGUGUGUUGUCAGCGGCAUUGCCUGCGUUCUCGGUGCUUCCAUAAUGUUUUCCGCGCUGUAUAGCAUGCUACCCGAGUCCAAGGAGUAUUUCGAACAGGCAAAAUGGUCCAAACAAGCCGCUGGUUUGACCAUGAUGGCCUGCUUCAUCACCGGCUUCAUCGGAAUCCAGGCUAUUUCACGGCUACUCCACCAGUUCAUGCCAACUCACGUUGUGGACUGCGAUCAUACCCAUGACAAGGCCGCUAACAAAGACAACGAAGCCUGCCAGCAUAGCAGAAGACAGUCGAGGGCAAGUCGUGCCCGUCACCGAAUAUCCCGACCUUCCUCAUCGCAUGUCCCCGUCGACAAGUCUCUGACGAGAGUCGCAAAUGGACACGACCAUGAUGCUCCCGUUGAAUCCACUCCUCUCCUGGAGUCUGCACGGAACGGCCAAGCCAGGGUCCCUAAGCGACAUGCAUCUGCCCGUGGGGACGAGAUGCAGCAACGUCCCUUCAGUCCUACCUCCGCUAACCAACCCCGACCUCUCAGCAGCAGUACCGAGGCCUUGUCAGAGAGGAGGAAAUCCAUUCGCGAAGUUCAAAAACGGGUCAUGUCCUUUGUACAAGAUACCAAGUGCAACUGUGAUGAGCUCAACUCUUGCUAUGGAUACACAGACCCAUGUGGUCAGGAGUGUUUCAAGCAUUUGGGCAAUCGGUCUGGACUUCCUCCUCGGCAACCUCAUAUCCUUCGUACUACUACUGGAUCCUUUCUAGGCCGUGGUCAUGACCAUCCGCAUGACCAUCAUGAUCACCACCACCAUUCCCACGUUGAGGACAUCGACGAAAGCGAGCCCCUGAGCCCGAGUUUCCGAACAAGCAGGGCCAAAUCGCGCGAACCGAUUGACCCCAACGCUCCGACUGAGGUUUCCGAUCAUGACUCCUCGUGCUCAUCGAUGGAGCAGGAUGAUGACGUCGAGGCUCAGCAUCAUCACCACGUGCCGACCAAUGCUUUCCUGUCAAUUGGUCUGCAGACGUCUAUUGCCAUUGCGUUGCACAAGUUCCCCGAAGGCUUCAUCACCUAUGCCACCAACCACGUCAACCCAGCUCUUGGCUUCAAUGUCUUCAUGGCCCUAUUUGUGCACAAUAUCACGGAAGGGUUUGCCAUGUGUUUGCCCCUUUACAUGGCUCUCGGCUCCCGCUGGCGUGCCAUGGCUUGGUCUGCGUUCCUGGGGGGUCUGUCUCAACCCAUCGGCGCGGGUAUUGCGGCAUUGUGGUUCAAGCUCGCGAGUCGCACAAACAUGACACCCAACUCGGUUGCUUACGCGUGUCUAUUCGCUGCCACCUCGGGUAUCAUGGUCAGUGUCGCUCUGCAGUUGUUUGUGGAGAGCCUGAGCCUUAAUCACAACCGCAAUCUGUGCAUCUUGUUUGGCUUCCUGGGUAUGGUGCUGCUGGGACUGAGCAAUGCUCUAAUUGGAUCGCAUUGA
Fusarium vanettenii 77-13-4 is the source of this 1518-nucleotide messenger RNA. RefSeq lists its product as uncharacterized. Gene Ontology annotation, molecular function: zinc ion transmembrane transporter activity. NCBI's taxonomy places the organism in Eukaryota, Fungi, Ascomycota, Sordariomycetes, Hypocreales, Nectriaceae. Gene Ontology annotation, biological process: zinc ion transmembrane transport. The coding region runs from base 1 to 1518 and encodes 505 amino acids. The record is from RefSeq and is a predicted model, not a curated record. The transcript is spliced from 3 exons. Gene Ontology annotation, cellular component: membrane.